CACGCGUGUGUUUGUGACUAUUGCUCUGCCAUUUCAAUAUGUAAACUGUGGGUGGUUGAUCUCCAAUGGUGACACUUUUGUUUCCAUGCUAAUACUUUCUUUUAUUCGCUGUGAUGGCUUUGUUUACGCACGGUUUAUAUAGAUAGGAUGACGACACGAACGUUUAUCUGUCUCUGAGGAGCACAACACCAGUGAUUUUGCAGAACCUCUUGAGAUUGAUGUCCCUUGCCAUGAGUUGUCUGGAUGUUAUGUAUCACCAGAGUUAUGGAGCAGCUCAUCAUUACUUGCCGGCGACACCAGCAGCGGCAGCGGCAGCUUACAGGGCGGCGUAUCAGCAACAGCAACAGAAGAAGCUCAGUGCUUACAGUAAGAUGCAGGAAUCUAUGAAUAUUUCCGCACACUGUGCCCAAGGGAGGCAAGUACAGAAGCCGGAGAUCCAUAGGGAGGAGGUGCCAGGGGCAGACGGAACAGGGCUGCAGGGGAAGGAGACACAGCCGGCCGAGGCUGAGUACCUUAGCUCCAGGUGUGUGGUCUUCACCUACUUCCAAGGAAACAUUGGGGACGUGGUGGAUGAACACUUCUCCCGCGCUCUGAGUAGGCCUAGUGCUUUCACCGGUGAUGCAAAGCCCUCAAAGCUUUCAACGGGACCACUAUGGAAAGAAGGCGGCCCUCUCUCAGACAGUCACUGUGGGAGCAGUUUACCCCCCACCCUGUGGAGCAGUAGCUACCCCUCCCAGACGGCACCCUGCCUCUCCACAGUGCACCCGGACUUCUCCGCUGGAGCUGCCUUUCACCCGACAGACCCAGCAGGCAUCUGGAGUGGGCACGGCCUCCCACAGCUCAGCCUCGCCCCCGCAGCGAGCCUCUCUGACUCCUGGCCCUAUGGUCUGAACCCUCAGGGUGGUGCCAGUUACCACCCUCACGUGCACGAUCUCUACAGCCAUCAUGUGCACCCACGCCAUGCCCACCCUCACAACCACACCCACCCUCACAUGCUGCCCCACAGCCCCAGCCUGGAACCCUGCUUCAGCCCUCUGCUCCUCCAUCCUGCCCGACCAUCUUGCAGCCCCGUGUCACACACUGAUGCGGCCAAGACAGACCUGGAAGCUGGGAGCACACAACCCUCUAGCUGGCAGACCUUUCACAGCUCCGUGGAUAUUUUUGAAACAGCACUAGAACAGGACAAAGUCAAAGCAGCUGUUUGGUUCUGAAUGGAUGAAUGGAUACCUACCGCCCUGGGGCUGAGGCAGUCCUGAAUUAGAUGGCCCAAGCUUCUUUUUGAACAGACCCUCUCCUGUAAAUGACCUCCACUAUUUCAAGGAAUGAAUUCAAAAAGGAAAAUUCUGUCUCUCUUUCAUCAAUAAGGCUCACAAAGCAAUGUCCUCCGGACAAGAGAAGUGAUUUCAUUCCAAAAACAUUCCUUGACCGAGAUGAAUCUCUGGACUGGUGUAUGUGCAUGCACCAUCCGCGGGAUGAAGAUUCCAGGAAGACAGCUUUUCCACUUGGCCUUUUAAAGAGCUAUCUCAAAUGAAGGAUGUUACUGAGAAUAGAACUUGAAAGGUAUAUUUUACUACCUUUAUACAGAAUGGUCAUAUUGUCUUGAUUAAUGGGAUGCCAUUGCAGUUUUGUAUAACUAUCAAUUGGUUCUGUUAAAAGAACUGCCUCUUGUUGGGACACAUAAAUUGUAUGUUUAUAUGAAGGACUGGUAAAUGAGUGGUAUAUGUGUUCAUGUUUGUAUAGGUGUGUAUAUACGUACAUUUGUAAAUAAUGUCUAUUUACUGUAAUAUAUCUUGUUAUAUAGGUCUUCUUAGCAGAAGUGUUAAUUAUGUUCUGUGUUGUUGUGCCUUUGUUGGAAACGAUGAUGUCAUUUUAAAGCUAAAAAUAAAUUGCUGAGUUGUAUUGGCAAUGAUUCUUAA
This is a messenger RNA of Clupea harengus (Atlantic herring), 1916 nucleotides long. It is a transcript of the gene vgll3, whose product is annotated as vestigial-like family member 3. The record is from RefSeq and is a predicted model, not a curated record. NCBI's taxonomy places the organism in Eukaryota, Metazoa, Chordata, Actinopteri, Clupeiformes, Clupeidae. Gene Ontology annotation, cellular component: nucleus. Gene Ontology annotation, biological process: regulation of DNA-templated transcription.